AUGCCUCCUACCACCGGGCCGCAAAACAUGUGUACACCACCCCGUAUCGCAUACGCCGACCUGAUGAAGCCGGACGAGGACUGGCGCGGCCUUCGGAACACAGCUGAACGCAGGAAGAUCCAGAACCGUAUUGCGCAGCGGGCUUACCGACGGAAUGCGCAGCGCAAGGCCAGAGAGGUUGAGGAGCUCAGGAAGCAGCUGCGCCAGUGUCAGCAAGGGAAGGGUCCCAACUCACCUCCAGCCUCGCCCUGGCACUGCCCUAGCGAACCAUGGGGUGCCGCCAACAUUGAACCACAGCAAAUGACCCCUGGAGCGUGGUCUGCUCUAAAUGACCGCCAGGGAUCUGCUAGCACCGGCAGUCCCUCGUCACCGCCCAAACUACCACCGAGCAGCAGUGUCGAUGCCUCCGGCUACCCCAUACCAUAUCCAUCCCCGGUAUCAAGCAUUCAGAAAUCGGAUUGCCAGAACUUGGUGCAAAUGCCACCAAUAACGGCUGAUCCGAGGGCAGGGGAACUAUUCUUUGGAGAACCAACCACUUUAUCUUCUUCCGACACCGGUUUUUUGCAUGGGCUUCCUGAUCUGACUAUUCCCACAGAAGAUCUCAACUUUACUUUACCAUGGGCUCCUUCCACUAGAAACCAGUCCAAGGUCGCAACACCGGAACCUGUGUCAAACACUGCCCCUCUUCUACAUAUGGCUGUCGCCGGAAAUCACUCAGACGUCAUAUCAGUCCUCCUCCAAGAUGCGGAAAUUUCUGUCAACGAGAAAGACAAUGCUGGGUUCACCCCUCUCCAAUUGGCCGUCAUGCUGGGACGCACUCAGAUUGUCUCCCAAUUGCUUGAAUAUGGUGCCGAUGUCAAGUGUGAAGAACCCUGA
Molecule: messenger RNA, 876 nt
Organism: Fonsecaea erecta
Lineage: Eukaryota; Fungi; Ascomycota; Eurotiomycetes; Chaetothyriales; Herpotrichiellaceae
Exons: 3
Coding region: 1-876 (291 amino acids)
Molecular function (GO): protein binding
Source: RefSeq, a predicted model, not a curated record